Molecule: messenger RNA, 1426 nt
Organism: Cutaneotrichosporon oleaginosum
Lineage: Eukaryota; Fungi; Basidiomycota; Tremellomycetes; Trichosporonales; Trichosporonaceae
Molecular function (GO): proline dehydrogenase activity; sarcosine oxidase activity; L-pipecolate oxidase activity
Source: RefSeq, a predicted model, not a curated record
CUUUUCUGUCUAGCACACAUACUCACCAUGUCGCAGAAGGUCGUCAUCAUCGGUUCUGGCGUGUUUGGCAUGUCCACCGCCCUCUGGAUGCUCCAGACGGCCAAGGACAAGUACGACGUCACGAUCCUCGAGAAGUGCGAGACUGUGCCGGCGCCGGAUGCCGCGUCGACCGACAUCAACAAGAUUAUCCGCGCCGGCGACUACGCGGACCCCGAGCUGUCCGCGCUCUCCGUCGAGGCCGUGGAGAUGUGGAAGCGCCCGGAGUGGGAGGGAUGCUACCACGAGUCUGGCGUCAUGUGCCUCUCGGGCUCGGACCCGCGCGGCACCAAGUACGUGCAGGAGAGCUACAAGAACUGCGAGGCGCUCAACCUUGAGCCGCGGGCGAAGCGGUCCUCGGAGGAGAUCAAGGGCGUGUUCCCGCCCGAGCUCGAGACGGGCGCGUUCCCCGACCGCGUCGGCUACCACAACGUGACCGGCGGCUGGGCCGAGAGCGGGCGGUCGAUUGAGAUCGGCUUGCGCCGCGUGCAGGAGCUCGGGGGCAAGAUCGUUGCCGGCGCCGAGGUCGUGGCCUUCACGAAGGCGGCGGACGGCAAGACGGUCACGGGUGUCGUGCUCAAGGACAAGAAGAUCAUCCCGGCCGACCUCGUCGUCGUCGCCGCGGGCGCGUGGACGCCCGCGCUCCUCCAGAGCCCCGCGGUCGCCGCCCGCCUCCCCCCCAUCGUCGCGUCCGGCCAGACCGUCGCCAUGAUCCAGCUCACGCCCGAAGAGGCCGCGAUCCAGUCCAAGGUCCCUGUCGUCUUCAACCUCGACAACGGCUUCUACAUCUUCCCCCCCACCGCGGACGGCAUGGUCAAGAUGGCCAUCCACAACAAGGGGUGGACGAGCUCGGUCGGCCCCUCGGCGUUCGGCGGCGCCGUCUCCGUCCCCCGCACCAAGCUCAGCAAGGACGCCGAGCUCGGCACCCUCCCCGCCGAGGCUGUGCGCACCAUCCGCGCACACCUCCAGGACCACUACCCCCAGCUCGCGAAGAAGCCGUUCGCAGACGUCCGCAUGUGCUGGUACUGCGACACCGUCACCGGCGACUGGCUCGUCGACUACCACCCCGACUUCAACAACCUCUUCGUCGCGACCGGAUGCUCGGGCCACGCGUUCAAGUUUGCCCCUAACCUCGGCCGCGAGGUCCUCGCCCUCAUUGAGCGCCGCCCCACCCAGUUCACCGACCGCUUCUCCUUCGCCCCCACCAACCCCCACGGCGCCGACUACCGUGGUGGCGUCAUCCGCGAGAUCGACCUCAAGGAGCUCGCCGGCCCUGCCGACCUCCUCCCCUUCGGCCGCCCCGCGCGCCUCUAAGCCGCGGCGUGGACAUAGUUUGCAUUGUUUCGGUUUCUUGUCUGUACGCUUCGGGUUCGGGAUGCAUUGCAUGAUG